GGAAUAUUAGUCAUUAUAAAUGUAUUUCCGGUGAUCUUCACAGUGACAUCAACAUAGCCAUUUCCCUACAAAGGUGUAGCGUGAACGUGUUACCAUGAGGUGUGUACUGUUGUCCAGCAGACUUGGCUGGAUGACACGGUCAUGUCUUUUCUACCGUUCAAACCCAAUCAGACGUACACAGGCAGCAUAUGCAACUAGAUUUAAACGGCACCAGGUUGUGACUAUUUCACACUAUGAUACUCUGGAAGUUAGCCACGACGCUUCACCAAAGGAAAUCAAGGAUGCCUUCAUCACUUUGUCAAAAAGGUAUCAUCCAGAUGUCAACACCGGAGAUCCGACAGCCACUGCGAGAAUAACUGCUAUCAACGAAGCCUACUCUUGUUUAAGUGAUGAAAAUCUCCGCGAAAUAUACAACCAGGUCACCUUCGAGUCUGUGUUUGAGGAAGAUGAUUAUUAUGUGCCUGAAAGAUACGAAAAUGAGAGAGAUGAAGAUUAUAAUUUGAGGUUUAAACAGGAGCAUGCUGUAGCCUGGUAUUUACACACGUUGAGGGAAAGGACGCCAAAUGUAGCACAUGCAAGGAGAAUGUUUAUUAAAGAUAUGAAGAUUCUAGUUGCCAUUAUGAUUGCUCUCCAUGUGCUAGUUCUUGUAUCCUUCAAUGAUGACGACAAGAAAUUACAACAAAAGUCCUAUAAAAAUUCAUACGACGAUUUUUUAAUGGGUUAUUCUGCAGAUAAAAAGAACAGUCAAUUCAUCAAUGAUUACUUUGAAGAUAAGUACAAGGAAGAAUGAACAACCAAAAAACGUCCCACUCACGAUUUCUGUCCUGUGGAAUUGUUUUACAAAGGAGUUCAAAGGGGUUUAAUACUGAUUCCGUUAAUCCAAAACUGUAGAACGUCUUUGAUGGUUUAUCAGAAGUGGUGUCGAUGUGUAUGUAACAAAGGAAUAACGAAUAAAGUGCAGCAUCAAUAAAAUUAUGGCAAAAUGUAACUGCAUGAGCAAUCUUUGACACCAUAUUUUCAUGACAUCAUGCUUAACAACAUGGCUGAAUGCCUGUCGGAAGGAGCUUCUCAACACAAAUAUACUGUUUUCUGCUGUUAUGUGGUAGGUUUUGCUUGCAAUAAUGUUUCCAAUUAUAAAGUUAUGUAAUUAACUUAUUGUAUGUACCAAGGUUGUAUAACAUGACCACCGAUUCUUCCAUCACUAAGCCAGCAGCUGGAAGAGAAAAUCUGCGGCUUUAAUACAGAAAAUACAAUUCUGAUCAUUAUAUAAAAUUAAAACUGUAAAUGUGGAAAAUUUUGGGAUGUGGAAAUGUUUGUGUGUUAUUCCUGAUCUGUAAAUUAGCACAGAAAUAUCCACAUGCGAAUUAUAUAGAUUACGGAUAUAUAGAUUAUAAGCAUUUCUAAAUCAUUAUCAACACAAAAAUGUCCACACUGUCUCUAAAAACUCUUUUAUCAACAUAAAACAUACAUGGCUAGCAGCUUGAUAUUUUUCUUUCACUGUUUUUUGGAGGGAUGUUUUUGCUUUUAUAGAGGAAAAUAUUUCCGUGUAGGCAUAUCAAAAAUGAGUAUAUACAUGUAUUUCAUAUCAAAUGACUUCUUAACAGAUAUUUGCACUCUAUACAGUCUGCAGAGCUGUAAAAGGCUAUUUUGAUGACUUGUUAUAAUUUUUGGCAAGCAGAGAAAAAAAUGCCAAUUGCAUAAAACUAAAAUCUGUGGGUCAGUUUUUGUAAGGAGUUUAGAUCCAUUUAAGUUUCAAUCUUAAAGGGGUGAAGUAUGUUGUUGGCCGGAUUGCAACGCAAUCGGGGCUUAUAGAUUGGCAAUUCCUGUUCGUCCAUCCGUCUGUCUGUCUGCACUAAGCUUAAGAAGUAUGGUUAUCCCACAUCAACUAAACUUGCAUGGCUUACGUAUCUAAGGAUGCCUAUGACAUGUAAUGCUUCGGAUGCUGCUUUUGAGCUACAUUUUCCGCUUCAGUGUCCAGGUUAAGAAGAUUGGUUUAGGUUUCUUACAGGUAACUACUUGUCCUUCAUCAACUAUAGGUACUUGCAUGCUUUUGUAUCUAAGGGUGCUUAUCACAUGAGAUGCUGCCGAUACUGGUUCUGACCUACAUUUUCCACUUCAGUGACCAGGUUAAGAACUUUGGUUAAGGUCAGUUAUUAAGUAACUACUUGUUGUACAUCUACUAAACUUGCAUGGCUUAUGUAUCUUAAAGGAUGCUUAUCACAUGUGAUGCUUUACAUGAAAAUGUACUGUAGCAGUCUGGCCAUAUCACUAUUGGCGAUUUCUUGUUUUGGGAUAAAUUGAUGUAUAUCUCAAUCGCGGAUUGCUGAAUCCCAAGAUGCUAUCAGCCAGGACCAGCUCAUCAAUGUAGAAAGGAAUGAAAGCAACCAGACAGGAACUCCAAACCUUGUUUUGAAAUGUGUGUAAUAGUAGUGAUAGGAUAGAACGUAACACACACCCAGCUGGACCAUCUUUAUAAAUUAGAAAUCGAUGAUGUAUACAAAAGACUAAUUACGCUUUAUCCCCCCACUGUUAAAAUUACACCCAUUCAUGCUGUAGUCUUAUGUCCCUGACUUGCAUUGCCUGUUAAACAGUAAACACAGAAAUAUAUUUUAUACGAUAUGAAUGUGUUUUAUUUAGUAUGGAAGUGUUCGAUAACAAAUUAUAAUUCAAACCAUGAUUAUUUUUGAUGCAUGUACAUUGUGUGGUAUGUGAUAUGACUAAUUAUUGUUAAUAUUAUAUAUUUGUAAGGUAGUUCAGUAUGAAAGAUGCAACUGGCGAUGUGUCCACUGAAUCUGUUAGCUAUUAUACCUUACAAUGUAUGAUCUUAUUUUCCGAUUGAUCAGAGUGCAAAGCUAUUAAAUAAAAAUUUGAUAAUAACCUAA
Molecule: messenger RNA, 2882 nt
Organism: Mizuhopecten yessoensis (Yesso scallop)
Lineage: Eukaryota; Metazoa; Mollusca; Bivalvia; Pectinida; Pectinidae
Product: dnaJ homolog subfamily C member 18-like
Exons: 7
Coding region: 95-790 (231 amino acids)
Source: RefSeq, a predicted model, not a curated record